CCGCGCAGUGCUGUGCCCGGCCCGGCCGGGCUCCCGCCACCCCUUCGUGCCUCAUCUCGAGCGGGUCGGUGGCAGGUGCCGGUGCGGCACCAGGGAGCGCCCUCAGCUCCUCCGGGCUCCGGACGCUGCCCGGCCCGCCGAGUUUUUUUAUCAUCUAAAGACUGAAUAUGGACCCUGAAAGUGAAAUAAAGAAGCAAAUAAACCCCUUUUACUGCAAUAUUUGCAAAAUCUGGUGUUCUUCUGCACUAAACUUGCAGACUCAUUUCCUUGGAGCAAAACACAGGACGGUUGAAGAAGCACUGAAAACUCAUGGCAUGAUCAAAACAGAAGGUUCCUUAGGAAAGAAAUUGAAAACAACUGUGAAACUUCCUGAUUUUGGGAAAAAAAUGAAAACACCUGCGAAACUUUCUGAUUUUGCGCCACUUGAGCCAGAGAAGCUUCACGGACAGACACUGGAAGACCAGCUUAAUACAUGUAAAGAAUCAGAACCUGCACUUGGACUUAAUUACAUAAUAGAAUACCGAACAAAAGACAAUGUUCCUUUUCUCUAUGAAUGUCAACUAUGUUACUGUAAAACAGGACUGAGUAACAUGUUCAUGCAUGUUUGUGGUUCCAAGCACAGACUGGCAUACUUGAGGCAACAUUAUCCAGAGAUAGCACAAUCUGAUGAAGUCAAGGGUAAAGGCUCUGAACUAAACAAAAGAGUUAGGCAAAUUGGAUUAACAAUUGAGAAGAAAGAAGGAAGAAAACAAAUACAGGUUGUUAUAGGUGUUCCAAAAAUGAGAAGGAAAUGGCAAGAAUCUCACAGUGCAGAGGACAGCCCUUCAAAAGCUAAAGUUCAGCAUGUGGAUGCACCCCUUAGUGAUGCAGAAAAAACAGAUAAUCAAGAUGGGGAACUGACAGAGCCUAUGCAAGAUGAAAAUAAUGUUCAGGAGGAGAAUGAAGAAAGGCAGGAAGAACAGGGAAAACCAGAUGAAAAAGUUGAACCUAAUAAUGCUAUUGAAAGCAGCAAAGGCAAUGACUCAGAAUGGUGUGAGGCCAAUAAACAAUCAGAGGAAGAAAACACAGAAGCUCAGCAAGAAUUUACAGAAGAUCCUGAAGAAUUCACUAGUCAAGAAGAACUGUUGGGUUAUUUGCAAAGUUUUGAGAUACUGAAUGAAGAUGAUGCUUCAUUUAUCCUGAAAGUCACACAGACUCUCACAAAUGCACUGGUGGAGUAUCGUCAGCAGGCUGCAUCAAACAAAGACCACCUAGGUGCUGGAUAUAAUGGAGAAGCAGCACUAGAAUAUUCCACAGAACAGCCUGGCCCAACUUCAGCAGAUAUUAAUGACUCUGACACUGACUACUCAAGCAGCUGGUCAGCUAAGCAGUUCUUACCAGCCAGUGAAGAUGAAGCCCAGAACUUUUCAAGUGGUUCUUUGGAAACAGCAUAUGAGAACAACAUCACGACUGAAUUUUUGAAGAGUGUAAGAAACAUGAAUGCUGAGGAAGUUACUGAUACCCUGCACAAAAUAGCAGCAUCAAAUCCAGCUUUCAGAGGAAUCGAUAUACCGAAUGUUAUAAGGAUCCUGACUGAAAGUGGAACUCUGAGGGGACCAAGCAAUGGCAGCACACAGUGACAUGGUACUUAAUAAUGUAGCAAUGUUUACUUUCUGUAAGUUUGUUGCUUUACUUCAUUUGACCUCAUGGAGUUAUUUUGUUUUACAUUUAAGUUUUGUACAGUGUUUUUUUAUAUUAAAUUAAUGACUUGCUUUUGAUGUUCUUGUUAUUUAUUUUUCCAUUUAGCUGAAAGUUCUAUAUUGUGGAAAGGUUGUAAAGCUCAUGCUCAUUCUUUCUGUGUUAAGACAGCUUUUUAAAACAGGUAAACUUGCUUUCUUCAGUAUUAUUAAAUACUGUACAUUGACAGUCUGAA
This is a messenger RNA of Zonotrichia leucophrys gambelii, 1912 nucleotides long. RefSeq lists its product as uncharacterized. Lineage: Eukaryota; Metazoa; Chordata; Aves; Passeriformes; Passerellidae. The transcript has 18 exons. The record is from RefSeq and is a predicted model, not a curated record. Gene Ontology annotation, cellular component: precatalytic spliceosome. Gene Ontology annotation, molecular function: single-stranded RNA binding; zinc ion binding; double-stranded RNA binding. Bases 168 to 1619 code for a protein of 483 amino acids.